Ylistrum balloti is the source of this 840-nucleotide messenger RNA. Its product is annotated as sex-determining region Y protein-like. The record is from RefSeq and is a predicted model, not a curated record. NCBI's taxonomy places the organism in Eukaryota, Metazoa, Mollusca, Bivalvia, Pectinida, Pectinidae. The transcript has a single exon. Bases 1 to 840 code for a protein of 279 amino acids.
AUGGAACAGUGUAAAGAACACCACACGUUACAGAUGGAACAGUGUAAAGAACACCACACGUUACAGAUGGAACAGUGUAAAGAACACCACACGUUACAGAUGGAACAGUGUAAAGAACACCACACUAGACAGAUGGAACAGUGUAAAGAACACCACACUAAACAGGUGGAACAGUGUAAAGAACACCACACGAGACAGGUUGAACAGUGUAAAGAACACCACACGAGACAGAUGGAACAGUGUAAAGAACACCACACGUUACAGAUCGAACAGUAUAAAGAACACCACACGAGACAGGUGGAACAGUGUAAAGAACACCACACGUUACAGAUGGAACAGUGUAAAGAACACCACACUAGACAGAUGGAACAGUGUAAAGAACACCACACUAAACAGCUGGAACAGUGUAAAGAACACCACACGAGACAGGUUGAACAGUGUAAAGAACACCACACGAGACAGAUGGAACAGUGUAAAGAACACCACACGUUACAGAUGGAACAGUGUAAAGGACACCACACGAGACGGGUUGAACAGUGUAAAGAACACCACAAGAGACAGAUGGAACAGUGUAAAGAACACCACACUAGACAGAUGGAACAGUGUAAAGAACACCACACGAGACAGGUGGAACAGUGUAAAGAACAUCACAGUUACAGAUGGAACAGUGUAAAGAACACCACACGUUGCAGAUGGAACAGUGUAAAGAACACCACACUAGACAGAUGGAACAGUGUAAAUAACACCACACGAGACAGAUGGAAUAAUGUAAAGAACAUCACACGAGACAGAUGGAAUAGUGUAAAGAACACCACACUAGACAGCUGGAAGAGUGUAUAG